AUGCAUUCACAUCGGUUCUUCGCCCUCCUCGGCGCAGCCCUCAGCGCUUGCAGCGCGACUGCUCACUCCAUCUCUCGUCGGGCCGCCCUGAGUCAGGGCAACGUCGAGGUUACACUGAGUUCGGCCAAGAGCGCGCCUCUUCUCAUCGAAGCGACCAUUAAGAACGCUGGCUCUAAAGAUCUCGCCUUUCUCAAGCCUGGAACCAUCUUUGGAUCGACCAGAGUCCAGCUUCUCGACGCUCAGAGAAUUGAGUCUGACGGCUCUAGACGGAAGGCCGCGUUCCAGGGAAUUGUCGCGUCUGUCGACUUUGAUGCCCUGGCGCCAGAGAACUACGAGGUUCUCCGCCCCGGGUCAGCCAUUGUCAAGAAGAUUGACGCUACUUCUUUAUACAGGCUCUCGGCCGGAACCUACGAGUUCUCUGCCACUGGUCUUUUUGCCGCUCAGCCUGACAGUGCCUCUCUGCCAACCGUAUCGGAGGAAUACAAGUCCAACAAGCUGACCGUCACCAUUGACGAGGCGACUGCCUCGCUGUCUCGCGUCGUGCCGGCGCCUCUGCAGCAUCGGGCUCUGCUUCAGGAGGAUUCGUGCAAGAAUACGACGCAGCACCAACUCAUGCUCGAUGCCCUCGCCAACUGCAAGCCCCUCGCCGAGGCGGGCGCCGCCGAGGCACGCGAUGUCACGUCGCUCCGUUUUGUAGAGUACUUCCGCUCCAACAGCUCCGAUUCGCGCCAGCUCGUCGCCGACCGUCUCGAUGCCGUGGCCAAGGAGUGCAGCACGUCUGACUCGGGCGGCGUGCGCGUCUACUGCACGGAGCCCUUUGACUGGACAGAGUGCUCGGUGCCUCUCGUCGCCUACACUUGGCCCCUGAACAGCUGGGUCAUCGUGUGUCCCAUGUUCUUCGACACGAGGCCGCCUUUGCCGCAAAUGUGCCACAAGCAGGACCACGCGACGACUAUGAUCCACGAGAUGACGCACAACCCGGCCGUCUACGAACCUUCGACUCAGGAUGUUGCGUACUCGUACCCUAACGUUACGCAGCUCGAUCCGGACAGGGCGCUUGACAACGCGGACACGUAUUCGCUUUUUGCGAACGGUAUGUUUUGA
This is a messenger RNA of Verticillium dahliae VdLs.17, 1104 nucleotides long. RefSeq names its product metalloproteinase. NCBI's taxonomy places the organism in Eukaryota, Fungi, Ascomycota, Sordariomycetes, Glomerellales, Plectosphaerellaceae. Bases 1 to 1104 code for a protein of 367 amino acids. Gene Ontology annotation, biological process: proteolysis. Gene Ontology annotation, molecular function: metalloendopeptidase activity. The record is from RefSeq and is a predicted model, not a curated record. The transcript is spliced from 2 exons.